Molecule: messenger RNA, 2314 nt
Organism: Penaeus monodon (black tiger shrimp)
Lineage: Eukaryota; Metazoa; Arthropoda; Malacostraca; Decapoda; Penaeidae
Gene: Oseg4
Product: WD repeat-containing protein 35-like
Exons: 16
Coding region: 53-2314 (753 amino acids)
Biological process (GO): intraciliary retrograde transport; non-motile cilium assembly; protein localization to cilium
Cellular component (GO): non-motile cilium; intraciliary transport particle A
Molecular function (GO): protein binding
Source: RefSeq, a predicted model, not a curated record
UCCUCAAGACCCAAGAGUGACAGGAUUCGAGUUUUCUCAUGCAGUCGUAAAUAUGUUUAUAUAUUUAAGCAAAAAGAUUGCCAUCCCAAACAAUACACGGCUAAGAUGUGUAGGAUGGAACAAAGACCAAGGAUAUAUUGCCUGUGGUGGAGAUGACGGCUUACUGAAAGUGCUCAAGUUAGAAGCAGGUAAAGAUACAAAGGUCAAAGGGUUGGCAGCUCCCUCCAAUCUGUCUAUGAAUCAGACUCUCGAUGGCCACACAGGGACAAUACAGGUUGUGACAUGGAACGAGAGCCACCAGAAACUGACUUCCUCUGACCAGAGUGGACUUAUCAUAGUCUGGAUGCUCUAUAAGGGCUCCUGGUAUGAGGAGAUGAUCAACAACCGUAAUAAGUCUGUUGUGAGAGGAAUGGCCUGGAACAGCGAAGGACAGAAGAUUUGUAUUGUGUAUGAGGAUGGUGCAGUGAUUGUUGGCAGCGUCGAUGGCAAUCGCAUUUGGGGAAAGGAACUCAAAGGCCAGCACUUAAUGGGAGUUGAAUGGUCUCCUGACUCACGUCUUCUCCUCUUUUCCCUUCACAAUGGGGAGGUCCAUGUGUAUGACAAUACUGGAGGCUUUAGCCGAUUGAACAUACAGUGCCUGGGUAGCAUGGGCCUCGGAGCAAUGGUAGUCGGCCUAAUUUGGUAUAAUGGGCGAAACGGCUAUGUAGAACCUGACUGUCCCACCCUAGCCAUAUGUUAUGACAAUGGCAGAAUGCAGAUCAUGAGGAAUGAGAGUGAUGACAUGCCUGUUUUGAUUGACACUGGAAUGAGUGUGUGUGCCUGCCAGUGGAAUCACAAUGGCUAUGUGAUAGCAGUAGCAGGCACCCUUCAUCUGUCAGGCAUGGGAGAGAAAGACUGUAAUGUUGUGCAGUUUUAUACUCCAUUUGGUGAGCACUUGAGGACCCUAAAGGUGCCAGGAAAGGAGAUAACAGCUUGCUCAUGGGAAGGAGGAUCACUUCGUAUAGCUUUAGCAGUUGAUUCCUUUAUCUACUUUGCUAACAUUCGUCCUGAUUACCGCUGGUGCUACUUUGCCAAUACUGUGGUGUAUACAUACACUAAGCCUGAACGUACUGAAACUUGCGUGACCUUCUGGGACACCAGGAAUAAUGAGCAUUUCAUUAAGCACAUCAAGUACCUCAUGGGAAUGGCAUCAAGUGGAGAGCACUGUGUCUUGGCUGUGCGCACUGAUGAUGGGUCUGGACAGUUUGGGCUUAUCAUCUGCAAUGCUAUUGGUACUCCAGUUGAUAGUAAAUACAUUGACAUUGAGCCUCAUUACCUAUCCAUGACCAGCAGUUAUGUCUUUGCUGCAUCCAAGGAGAACUUCUAUAUUUGGCACUUCAAGACUCCCAAAGCUCAUUCAUCAAUUGAGGUUCCUGGUUCAGUGAAAGUAGACCGUCAAGAACGUCUGUACCACAUUGAUGACACUCCCACUGGUGUCAAUGAUGUCUUUAGGGAAGGAGACAAACUUUUUGAGGCAACAAGCGACCCAGUCUGUUGUCUGACAGCAAGUGAACGAAUAUUGGUGAUUGGUAGAGAGUCAGGAGCCUUGCAAAGAUAUGCUCUGCCUCAUGUUGCCCUGACUGCACGUUACACCCUGCCAUGUCGUCCACAUCGUCUGGCACUAAAUUGUAAUUCUACGCGCUUGGCUAUUGUUGAUAUCACAGGAUUGCUUACCUUCCUGGAUCUUGAUACACGCACAUCAGACAAUAAUGGGAAAGAGAUAAUGGGAUCCAUUCUGAAGUUUGAGCGCAAGGAUGUUUGGGAUAUGUGUUGGGCCCAAGACAACCCUGAACUUUUUGCGAUGAUGGAAAAGACGAGGAUGUAUGUCUUUCGCAACAUGGAUCCUGAGGAACCCAUUGCCAGCUCAGGUUAUCUGUGCAGUUUCCAGGACCUAGAAAUACGAGCAGUACUCUUGGAUGAGGUGAUGCGAGAACCUGAAUCACCCACAACUGACCACUUGCUCACAUUAGAGGUGAAAAGUCUGCGUGACACGCGAGACCUUUUAGAGAAAGUGUCAAUCAAAGAUGCAGCAGCGUUCAUUGAUGAGAACCCACACCCAAGACUCUGGCGUCUCCUUGCUGAAGCAGCUCUUGAAAAGCAGGACCUUAAAAAUGCUGAAGCUGCAUUUGUACGUUGCAAAGAUUAUCCAGGAAUCCAGUUAGUUAAGCGGAUAUCAAACAUCCAAAACGAAGCUUUGAGGAAAGCUGAAGUUUCUGCCUAUUUCAAAGACUUUGAUGAAGCAGAAAGGCUGUAUCUGGAAGUUGAUCGCAGGUGA